AAUAGAACGAGAUGCUAAAAACAGUAAAAAGAGAAGGAGGGAAAAUACGAUAUUUAAAUGGAAUAUAAUUUUUUUUCACUAAUUUUAGAUUAGAAAUAAGUCGUAGAUAAAGUAAAGUAAACACGUAAUUAAAAUCAUAGAUGAGUAUCAAAUUUAGCUACGAGUAUAGAAAAUAAUUAUGACCAUAGUUUGAGGUGGUGUUAGUAAGCUCAAGAAUGAUUGCAGAAAUUUUGUUAGGUACAGCAUUAACAGCUUCCAUAGCCGCCCUUUCAUUGGUUAGCUUCAAAUUAUACAUAAAAUUAACCACUGGAAUUUGCCAAAGUCAAGUGUGCCUUGCUGGAAAAACUGCCAUUGUGACAGGAGCUAACACAGGAAUUGGUUAUGAAACAGCUUUAGACUUCGCAAAAAGAGGUGCCAAGGUAAUUUUGGCCUGUAGAGAUGAAGUCAAAGCAAAAGAAGCUGUUGAUACGAUUAUCACUGAGACCCACAAUAAGAAUGUCGUUUAUAGACUAGUUGAUUUAACAAGUUUUAAUUCAGUCCGAAGGUUUGCCAAUGAUAUAAAUAGUAAUGAAGACAGGCUGGACAUCUUAGUAAACAAUGCAGGAGCUGGAAGGUUGGGAAAUAAAGAGACUGAAGAUGGCAUCUCGAUUAUUAUGCAGACCAACUAUUUUUCACACUUUUUACUCAGUUAUUUGUUAAUAGAUCUAAUGAAGAAACACCCAAGCAGAAUUGUUAACGUAUCUGCCAUUGGGGCCAAAGUAGGGCACAUAGAUUUUCGUAAACUGACAUCUUUUACAACAGAAGCUAACCAGUACAUUACGUCAAAACUGUGCCAAGUAUUGUUUACCAUGGAGCUGGCUUCUAGGCUUCAAGGAACCAACAUAACAGCUUAUUCGUUACACCCUGGGGUUAUAAAGACAGAGAUUUUUAGGAAUAUUACACCUUUGAUUAGGUGGUUUAUCCUGUUUUUCAUUGAUACAUUCUUUAAGACUGCUUCAGAAGGUGCACAAACCCAGAUAUACUGUGCUGUAGCAAACGGGCUAGAAAAGCACAAUGGUCAGCACUUUCAUGAUUGCAAAAUGGUGUCCAGGUACAAGAGUGCCACCGAGCCAGGCUUGUCCAAGAAACUGUGGGAAGAAAGUGAAAGAAUAUGUAAAGUACAGGGAAUAGACACAGACAAAAUUUAGAAAUCAUCAAAUUCGUAAAUCGAUUGGCUGAAUUGUGAAUCUGUUGGUUUGUCUGUAAGAAGUACAAAAAUUGUUUGAAGUAGUUGAAAACAUUUGUUUCUAUUAAAAAUAUCAUAGUACCUAUAUUGUACGUUACGAUUGUAUACAAGCUAUUUUUAUGAAAAGGUUUUAAUUCUUCUAAAUACCUAGGAUGUACCAACCUAGAGUAUGUUAAGUGAUAUUGUAAUAUUUUCAUUUUAUAAAUGUAGAAAUGCGUUGCCAUUUUUAAUUGUAUAAUAAAUAUAAUUGAAGUUUAAAA
Diabrotica virgifera virgifera (western corn rootworm) is the source of this 1485-nucleotide messenger RNA. Its product is annotated as retinol dehydrogenase 11. The record is from RefSeq and is a predicted model, not a curated record. The transcript has 5 exons. NCBI's taxonomy places the organism in Eukaryota, Metazoa, Arthropoda, Insecta, Coleoptera, Chrysomelidae. The coding region runs from base 216 to 1187 and encodes 323 amino acids.